AUGAGCGCCAGCAGCAACAGCAGCAGCAGCAGCAGCACCUGCAUCACCAUAUUGUGCAUCACCAUCGUGAGCACCAGCAGCAGCAGCAGCAGCAGCAACAGCAGCAGCAGCCAGCAGCAACAGCAGCAGCAACAGCUGCAGCAGCAGCAGCAGCAGCAGAUGGAGCCGUGGCCGAGCGCAGACUGUCCUCUGCAUGCGCUGGAGAUGGUGGCCGUGGGCAGCAGGCUGUGUCGCUCUGUGUCUUCGUACUUCCGUUUGCUGCAGCAGCAGCAGCAGCAGCAGCAGCAAAUGGAGGAGCCCCUCAGCAGGUCUCAAAGGGCCCUCGUGCUGCUGCUUGACAGAAUGCAUGCCAACAUCUCCGUCAUCCACGCAGAGCUGCAUCAGCAGCAGCAGCAGCAGCAAAGUUUGCUGCAGCUGUCAGCAGCAGCUCCCAGAAGGCAGCUAGUGGUUCAUUUGCUGUGGAAUGUUGCUGCUGACCUAGCAGCUCUCUGGGUCUGCCCCGAGCAUCAGCAACAGCAGCAGCAGCUGCUGCUGCUGCAGUGGCGAGAGCAGCAUCAGUGGCAGUGGCAGCAGCAGCAGCGCGAGCAGCAGCAGCAGCGGCUCCG
This is a messenger RNA of Eimeria tenella, 605 nucleotides long. RefSeq lists its product as uncharacterized. The record is from RefSeq and is a predicted model, not a curated record. The annotation marks the transcript as partial. The transcript is spliced from 2 exons. NCBI's taxonomy places the organism in Eukaryota, Apicomplexa, Conoidasida, Eucoccidiorida, Eimeriidae.